Dentiscutata heterogama is the source of this 298-nucleotide messenger RNA. NCBI's taxonomy places the organism in Eukaryota, Fungi, Glomeromycota, Glomeromycetes, Diversisporales, Gigasporaceae. The record is from the annotation of a GenBank genome assembly.
UACAAACAGAAGAAACUUCCUUUGGAUCUUUACCACCUUCAGAAGAGGAAAUUAGAGAAAAUAUCUUGAAAGAAAUAGAAAAUGAAAAGGCUAAAAAAGCUGCUGAGGAAGCCGAACGAUUGAGAAUAGAGGCUGAAAAGAAAAAAAAAAAAGAUUUAUCGAAAGAAGACAAAGAAUCAUUAAUAAAUUCUUCAAAAUUUGCUAAAUUCAUUGACAAUUCCACCGAGCUCAUCGAAGAUAUUCUGAGUGAACGUUUUGACAUUAUGAUAGAUUAUAGUGUUAUUGAAGAUGUAGAAAG